Molecule: messenger RNA, 2798 nt
Organism: Esox lucius (northern pike)
Lineage: Eukaryota; Metazoa; Chordata; Actinopteri; Esociformes; Esocidae
Gene: scml4
Product: Scm polycomb group protein like 4
Exons: 8
Coding region: 226-1431 (401 amino acids)
Molecular function (GO): protein binding
Source: RefSeq, a predicted model, not a curated record
CGGCAUUGCCAUCUUCUGCAGCCGGCAGGGAGAGAGCAUCCGCCGAGUAGCCUGAGCAAUAGAGAAGAUCACGGAAUCAUCGUUAUAUCCCGACGCUGUGGUAGAUAACAUAGCCUCCCGUGGUAAUAAACGAACUUAGAUCAGAGGAGAAGCAAACUGUCCAAAGCCGAAGAACGUUCAGGCAACUAAUCGAUAUUCCAUACUACUAUCAAAUCCAAAGCUCCAAUGAGUGUACCUGCAGCAGCAGCACAGAAAGCAGACAGUAACAGUGAAAUGCAGUCGCCUGCAGUGUCCCCCUCCUUCCUCCCCAGCCAGCCGGGAAAGAUCCCUGGCAGGAAGAGGGGGAGACCCCCACUGCAUCGCAAGAUGGAUUUUACAACCCGCUACCCCGAGUCCCUCCCUCCCCUGAAAGUGCCCAAGAAGAGGGGGAGAAAGCCUGGCUUCAAGCUGAAGCCAAGGAUGGUGAUGACUCCCCUGGCCAUCUCUCCCCCCAGCAGCACCCCAGAACCAGAUAUGAGCUCCAUCCCCCAGGACGCUGCGACCAUCCCUCACUCUGCUACACCCCAGGUGCUCACAGUGUGUAUCUACAUCAACAAGCAGGCCAACAUGGGUCCCAACUUGGACAGGAAGAAGCUGCAGCAACUCCCGGAUCACUUUGGUCCCGACAGGCCUUCUGUGGUGCUGCAGCAGGCGGUCCAGGGCUGCAUCGACAGCGCCUUCCAGCAGAAAGCUGUGUUUACUCUACUCACGCAAGGCUAUGGAGGGGAGAAAAUAUCAGCCACCUUUGAUGGGAAGCAGCACCUUCUCAGUCUACCUGUGGUCAACAGCAUCGGAUACGUGUUGCGCUUCCUCAAGAAGCUCUGUCGCAGCUUACACUGUGAAAACCUCUUCAGCGACCAACCAAUUACCCAGCAUAAUAAUGGCUCCUACCAAUCAGAGGCUGAAACCUCAAUGCCAGAUGAGUACCUUCUGGACACAUCUGACAAACGCUACUCCAUGGACCCAGGUGAAUCUGCCUUCAGUGCCAUAAGCUCCUCCUACUCAUCCAAACCAUCCUAUGGAUUCCGCGCCUCACAGCAGUUCCCCAACGGCUCCUCCCCUUUGGGCAUGUGUAGACAGACGUCUAGUCCGAAUACCUUCCUGGAAGGGAACAGGAUAGCAUACAGCUCAUCUCAGGACUCGCAGGAGUCUAAGCCGCCCUCCAGUAAGGACCCUUCUACCUGGAGUGUUGAAGACGUGGUCUGGUUCAUCAGAGACGCUGACCCCCAGUCCCUGGGUCCUCAUGUGGACGUCUUCAGGAAGCAUGAGAUAGACGGCAACGCAUUGUUACUUCUAAAGAGUGACAUGAUCAUGAAGUACCUAGGACUGAAGCUGGGGCCUGCCUUAAAGCUCUGCUAUCACAUUGACAAACUAAAACAAAACAAGUUCUGAAUCGAAACACUUUUAAACUCUGUGAAUCUGUGGGACCCGACUUUGUGUAUCCGUUCCAAAUGGCACCCCUUUUCUGUAUAUAGUUCUGGACUUUAGACAUGAUGUCAAGAAGGUUAUCAAAAGUAGUACACUAUAUAGGAAAUAGGAUGCCAUUUGGGACGUUGUAUUUUACAGAUUAUUUUUCAUUUUCAGAUGUAGCUAUAGAGACAACGUGAUCAAGUAAUUGUGGUCGAACACAAUGUUUUUGGAUAUUCUUCUUGUUUUUCUGUUCAAACAAGGUUUUGGUUUAUAAAGAUUACAAAUUGUUGAAUGCAUAACUGAUAUACACUGGCAGACAAUACCUGGAAGAGGAUACAGUGUCCCCAUACAUGUGUUUAUGAAAGCACUUAUGCACACUGGUUAAACAUAGCAUAUACCAAGUCAAUUGUAUGAUCUGCUGAGAAGUGUGAAUUAUUUGAGAAAAACUGUUAUUUAUACUUGGUCUUAUAACAACAUAAAGGCCCCACAAAUGUGUAACAAAUAUACUGUACCAUAUUGUUUUUACUCUAUACCCUUACCAUGGUCACCUGAAUGUGUCGUAGAGUUGAAGCUACAGAAACAGUUUCACAUAUGGUUUGGCGAGUUCUAUACACAUCUAUGUAAACUCAUAUUGUGAAUCAUGUAAUUAAAAACAGGUCGGUAAAGCCCAUGUUAAACAUUAUGACACUUAAUUUUUUUUUACACAAGAUAAUGUAAACUAAAUGCAGAAAGACAAACUACUGCAUAUUGUUUUGCAUAUUGUUUUGAUAAAAUUGACAAGAAUGUCAUAUUUGUGCUCAAUUUAUAGUUGAAUAUACCGGAUUGUCCAACAAUGAUCAUCUCUAGCCUCCUCACAACAGGAGUCAUGAUUUUGUGGGUAUUUUCUAUGUAUUUACAGUAUACAUGUUUUAUUACAUUAUCAUUCUUGGAACAUAGUUGGUAAGCAAGGGAUAAUAACAUUUACAUGCAAAAAUGUUUAAUGAAUUACAGUAUUGGGUUAUGAGGCCAUAUAGCAUUGCUUGUAUAUGCCAGUUUGGCAGUAUGUGUACUUUUUAGUAACCUGUAUAUGUGAAUGCUGCUGUAAAGAUUACAUGUAAGCCAUGCCGCGUCAAACCAAGCUGGGACAAGGUGUUUUAUUUAGAAAAGCAUAUUGGAAAGAGAUACCGUAAUUCAGAGUAUGCCCGCUCUAUGGAUUAAUUAAUUUGUACUGGUGCUAAAAAGUUCUCAAUGUAUUAAAUAUCUCAUGUUUGCUUUUGUGUUGUGAGAUUUAAAUGGAAAACACUUAAUGUGUGUAUUUAACCUGGCUGUGUAUCCUAUCUAAGUAUUAAAUUAAGAAAAUAUUAAGGAAA